Messenger RNA from Oncorhynchus masou masou (cherry salmon), 1266 nucleotides. RefSeq lists its product as uncharacterized. Bases 416 to 1210 code for a protein of 264 amino acids. Gene Ontology annotation, biological process: epithelial cell morphogenesis; bicellular tight junction assembly; actin filament organization. The transcript has 3 exons. The record is from RefSeq and is a predicted model, not a curated record. Gene Ontology annotation, cellular component: actin filament; adherens junction; bicellular tight junction. Gene Ontology annotation, molecular function: actin filament binding. Lineage: Eukaryota; Metazoa; Chordata; Actinopteri; Salmoniformes; Salmonidae.
CCUCAGCACACCUACCAAACGGGGGAGAAUGUAUUCAAGGAUGUUGAAGAAUGGUGUACACCGUUUUGGGAAAACGACGUUAGGUAGGCCUACAAACCGUCAUGAAACGUAGUAAACGUUGAGGCGAACUGAACGUACAUUUGCCUAGAUUUCAGGUAGGCGACAUUCCCUGUGAUUUGAGAACAACAAGGUAUGACAGGAGGACAUUUGCAUAGAUCUCCGCCCCCAAUGCUUUCGUUGCGUAGUAGUACAACACAAAACACCUUCACAGUUCUCAAAGUUCAGUAUUUCAGAGACUGGACCUAGUUAGUUUACUCUGCUACAAUAUUUUAGUGUUAGACGUUCGCACGCGCGCACUCAUUAUCUAGCCAAAGUUUCAACCUGGGUGGAAUUUAUUCUUCGCACUCGCAGCAAGAUGUCUAUUCAGAAUACCUCCACGUUAUACAGGACCGUCAGCGUGUCGUCGGACCCAGCCUCCACAGUUCUAUCGCCGGGCCAAUACAUCGACGGUUACAGAACUAUGAGUGUUUCGUCUGCUCCGGUACAGUAUGGCAUCGGUAAUGGCUACGAUACCGUGCGCUACCUAAUGCCAGUUCAGCAGGCGAGUCAGCAGCAGCAGAUGCAGUAUGUGCUGGUCAACCAGCCCCCCCAGGUUAUGCAGCAGAUGGUGUCACCUGUAUAUUUGCAGAAUAUCCAGAGGGUCCGUGUAAAUAGUUUGGAAGAAUCAGACAUCUACCGAGAACAAAUUGUAGAGAACGUCAAUGGGAAAACCCCUUCUGUAUUCAGUCAGAUGUCUAGCUCCAUCAAGAGCCCUGAGCCUAGUGUUGAAGAGGAGGAGGAGGAAGAGGAGGGGGAGGUGGAGGAGGUUAAAGAGGAGAUGGUGAACAUCGUUAAGGAGAAUGUGGUGAAGAGGGUGAUAGAGACCGUGUCUCAGGUGGGGAUAAAGAGUGAGGUGAGGGAGGUAGUGCCUGUGGUGAAGAUGGACACACGUUUCUUCGGAGAGCUGCUGGCGGAGGUUUACAGGAAGAACUGUGACAUCCAUACCUGCAUCUCAGAACACGUGGCCAAGAUACGUGGAAGGUGUGUUUUGAUUUUCUCAACAUAUAGCCAUAUUUAUAUAGCUUUUCCCCCCAGCACAACACGUAACAGAAUCAAUAAGAAAGAAACAAGACAGAAACCCAAGGGAGAGGGCAAAUCUAGAUCCUACUGAACUGUCCAGACUAGGCUACAGUAUGAAAUACAGUGGCGUGGCACACACCCCCUCAG